UAGGAAGGCUUCCGGCAGACGCGCGCAAUUUGAUCCAGGAAGUACGUGUUUAAUUUUUCAGCUCGUCUUCGUGUUUGAAAGAAAUAGUUCAAAAAUCCACAAACCUCCUAUUUGUUUGGAUACCAAGGACCAUAAUUAAUUGGAAAAUGUCCGGUAGUACCGAGACAGCAAAGAUAUCGUCGCUUGGGAAGGGCGACAGUUUGCAUCAACAGGUCCUCGCCUCCUUCCCACUGUGUCACAUGACUGAAGAAGAUCUGAUCCAGAACCCGCAGUUUUGUAAACUCCUGGCCACUCUGGCACAGCAUGUGGAUCAAACCGGACUCACCGCUCCGCUGAAAACAGAGCUGGACAAGGCUGAAAAGAAGCUGCAGAUUCAAAAACUUCAAUGGCUGCGCUCUGAGAGCCUGCACAGAGGACUGCAGGAGAUGAUCCAGAACCACUGUGUCAGGAAGCACCAUGCCACUGUACCCCCUGACCAGAACAUGUUCUAUGAGACGAUGGAGAGGUGUCUACUGGUGGCUCAGUGUGUCAGGCAGUUGGAUCCCAGUAACACAACAAACCAGGACCAGCCGUCGGUCCUGGGCCUGACCCCCCAGCUCGUGAUGGAGCUCAUGCCUUCCGAGAAGAAUGUACAAAGAAUGAAACAGGGUCUACCAAGACAGCUGGAGAAACAUCUCAAAGAAAAGUGUCUGAGUCUUCUCUCUUACUAUCAGCCUGAAUGGGAGAAUGAGAGCGAGGGUCUAAAGAUGACCAAGCUGUCUCAUCUGUCAGCACAGAUGGACAAAGAGAAGAAAAGAGCAGAAAGUCUGAAGGAGACGUGCAGAGAAAACACAGUUCUUCUGCAGAGACAGACUGAGCUCUACCUCACUGAGCUGACAAAGUGCAUUCAGCUUCUCCAGUCUUUCAUCUUGAACCACAGACUAAAGAUCCAGACAGAUCUGGACAGGAAGAAAUUGGAUUACUUUGAAGGCAAAUGUGAAUUAAUCUUGCAGAAGAUAAAGGCGGAGAUGGUGGAAAUCCAGCUGGAUACAUACACACCUGAUUCGAUAUCUGCUCACAGAAAAAUAAGGGAGAAGCUGGAGUCUGAGCUGAAGGCGUGUAAAGCGGAAAAGCAGUCUGUCGAGUUAAAGCUGGCCUCCUUCGAGAUCUUGGGAAAAGACUUUGAGGCGCUGGCCGAGGAGUACUGCAGAUUACGGCAGGAGAUAGAGAUGAAGAACUGGGCACUGAAGGAAUUCACCCAGUAUAAUGACUAAGUGAAGGCCGUAUCUGAUGCUGACACACGCCAGCCUUGCCCUCAUCCUGCUCUGGAAUUCCACAGAACGACAUGCUGGCUUUUAAUUGUUGGACACAAACUGUGGGCCUUUAGCCUGCAGUAACUUUGUAGCAUGUCCAUAUUAUUUCAGAUAACUGAGGGCUCCUGAAAGUGCCACUGAAGUGGUUCAGGCUUUUUAGUUUAAACCUGCUUUGUUCAUUUCCAGCCCCACGCUUUUAUCCUCAGACUAGGGCAGCAUUGCAUGAUUCACAGUUCAAGACAGAAACAGUCUGAUUCUUCUUCCCUCUACCAGAGCUGCAACGUCCUUUGACAUCAUUGAGCUGAGUCCAUUGAUUCAGAAGGACGCCUGUAUCUGGAUUAAUUAUUGAUACUUUGCUGAGAUCAUCAUGAUGAGGGCAUGAAUAUGAAUUUGUGACAAUAAGAUGCAAAAUUGCAUUUUUUAAAUCGCCCUGCAGUCAUAAAGAAUCCUUCCAAAAAUUCUGGAUCUGCAUUAAGUUGACUCCGAAACCUUUGCUGGACAAAAUGUUUGCAUGACCUCCACAUGUUUAUGAGUAAUGCAGAGAUUAAUAAAGCUUCAUUUCUAUUCAUUUGAAUAAGAUGCACUGCUACAAUAAACUUAUAAUAUCUUUCAUGUGGCUAUUUUAACAUUUUGAAUUGCUUUCUAAUAUUGACAUUAUUGUUAUUAUUAUUAUUAGUGGAAAUUCAUACAUCUAUAUGGACACUGAAAAGUAUGUCUGCGUGUCAGUUGUAGAUGGCAGAGGCAUGAGUGAAGCAUCUAUUCAGUGCCUCGGUCCAACGUUGUCUGAAGAUAAAAGUCUUCCUUUAACAGUUUAUGUAACUAUGUAAUAUAAAUUUUCAAUUCAGUUAUUAAACUUACUAACAGCC
This is a messenger RNA of Oreochromis niloticus (Nile tilapia), 2158 nucleotides long. RefSeq names its product HAUS augmin-like complex, subunit 4 (gene haus4). Bases 147 to 1253 code for a protein of 368 amino acids. The transcript has 9 exons. Gene Ontology annotation, molecular function: microtubule minus-end binding. The record is from RefSeq and is a predicted model, not a curated record. Gene Ontology annotation, cellular component: HAUS complex. NCBI's taxonomy places the organism in Eukaryota, Metazoa, Chordata, Actinopteri, Cichliformes, Cichlidae. Gene Ontology annotation, biological process: spindle assembly; centrosome cycle.